UUAAAGGCAGAGUCAGGCACGACCCGGCCAGAACCUCCGGCCUCGGAAACCUGUGGAGAGAUACGUGUGUCCGUGGAGUGCGCCUGCGCAGCUGUGGCAGCCGCAGGUUUUUGAAACAUGAAUCGUUCACUCUUCCUGACUGCCCUUUGCUUGGGAAUAGCCUCAGCUGCUCCAAAACUUGAUCAAAAUUUAGAUACACACUGGUACCAGUGGAAGGCAACACACGGGAGACUGUAUGGCAUGAAUGAAGAAGGAUGGAGGAGAGCAGUGUGGGAGAAGAAUAUGAAAAUGAUUGACCUACACAAUCAGGAAUACAGCCAAGGGAAACAUGGCUUCACCAUGGCAAUGAAUGCCUUUGGUGACAUGACCAGUGAAGAAUUUAAGCAGGUGAUGAAUGGCUUUCAAAACCAUAAGCACAAGAAGGGGAAAGUGUUCCAUGAACCUCUCUUUCUUGAAGUCCCCAAAUCUGUGGAUUGGACUAAGAAAGGCUAUGUAACUCCUGUGAAGAAUCAGGGUCAGUGUGGUUCUUGUUGGGCUUUUAGUGCCACUGGCGCCCUUGAAGGACAGAUGUUCUGGAAAACUGGCAAACUUGUCUCACUGAGUGAGCAGAACCUGGUGGACUGCUCUAGGCCUCAAGGCAAUGACGGUUGCAGUGGUGGCUUAAUGGAUAAUGCCUUCCAGUAUGUUAAGGACAAUGGAGGCCUGGACUCAGAGGAAUCCUAUCCAUAUCUUGGCAGGGAAACAAAUAGCUGUAACUAUAAGCCCGAGUAUUCUGCCGUCAAUGACACUGGCUUCGUGGACAUCCCUCAGCGGGAGAAGGCCCUUAUGAAGGCAGUGGCAACUGUGGGGCCCAUCUCCGUUGCUAUUGAUGCAGGCCAUACAUCCUUCCAGUUCUAUAAAUCAGGUAUUUAUUAUGAUUCAGACUGCAGCAGCAAAGACCUGGAUCAUGGUGUUUUGGUGGUUGGCUAUGGAUUUGAAGGAACAGAUUCAAAUAAAAAUAAAUUUUGGAUUGUCAAGAACAGUUGGGGUCCAGAAUGGGGCUGGAAUGGCUACAUAAAAAUGGCCAAAGACGAGAACAACCAUUGUGGAAUUGCCACAGCAGCCAGCUAUCCCAUUGUGUGAGCUGAUGGAUGGUGAUAAUAGAGGACUUGAGAACAGCAUACCUGGAGGAAUUUUAUCUUAAAACUGACCAAACCCUUAUUGUAUAAGAUAAGAUACUGAACCACUGAGGAUCCAAGUUGUGAUUUGAAUUCUGUGACAUUUUUAUAAGGGUUAGAUGUUACCACUACUUUCUUUUUUUUUUUUUUUGCGGUACACAGGCCUCUCACUGCUGUGGCCUCUACUGUUGCGGAGCACAGGCUCCGGACGCACAGGCUCAGCGGCCAUGGCUCACGGGCCCAGCCACUCCUCGGCAUGUGGGAUCUUCCCAGACCAGGGCACGAACUCGUGUCCUCUGCGUCGGCAGGCAGACUCUCAACCACUGCGCCACCAGGGAAGCCCCAACCAUUACUUUAAUUAGUGUUAUAAAUAGCUUUAUAAUGUUGAAGACUCAUUGCUUAACUCUAAGACUUUUGAAUUUUCAUUUUUUAAAAGGAUACAUAAAACUUUGCCUUUUACAAUAAAUUUUAAUUCAACACGUAAA
This is a messenger RNA of Mesoplodon densirostris (Blainville's beaked whale), 1642 nucleotides long. RefSeq names its product procathepsin L. Gene Ontology annotation, biological process: immune response. Lineage: Eukaryota; Metazoa; Chordata; Mammalia; Artiodactyla; Ziphiidae. The record is from RefSeq and is a predicted model, not a curated record. The coding region runs from base 118 to 1122 and encodes 334 amino acids. Gene Ontology annotation, molecular function: cysteine-type endopeptidase activity. Gene Ontology annotation, cellular component: lysosome. The transcript is spliced from 8 exons.